GCGUUUUCGUUCCACUCCGGCUCUUCGCGGGGCGUUCCCCUGAGUUCCGGAAUCCUUGAAGGUAGGCGUUUUAAAAUGCCUCUUUUAUUAAUUUCUCUCCAAACGCAACGGCAGGCCCGCGGACCCCCUGUGGGCCGUGUAAUUCGCGAGUCCCGGGUUUACGCGGAGGAACGAGACUAGGAACGUCCUUUGACCUUUAACCCCUGGCCGGUGCAGCGGAGGGAAACGCCUCCGUCUCUAUAUAAGGACUUUUCCGGCCGGCGCGGGCCCUUUUUUCCCUUCAGCGCCGGCCGCGGGCCCAGUGGCGCUCUUUUCCCUCCGCUGCUGCCGGGCUCCGGGCUCCAUCCGACGCCAUGGGUUUCGGAGACCUGAAAACCCCCGCCGGCCUCCAGGUGCUCAACGAUUACCUGGCGGACAAGAGCUACAUCGAGGGGUAUGUGCCAUCACAAGCUGAUGUGGCAGUGUUCGAAGCAGUCUCUGGCCCACCGCCCGCCGACCUGUGUCAUGCCCUGCGCUGGUAUAAUCACAUCAAGUCUUACGAGAAAGAGAAAGCCAGCCUGCCGGGAGUGAAGAAAUCCUUGGGCAAGUAUGGCCCUACCAGUGUGGAAGACACCACAGGAAGUGGAGCUGCGGAUGCUAAGGAUGAUGAUGACAUUGAUCUCUUCGGGUCUGAUGAGGAGGAGGAAAGUGAAGAGGCGAAGAGACUCCGAGAAGAGCGGCUUGCACAGUAUGAAUCAAAGAAAGCCAAAAAGCCUGCGGUUGUUGCCAAGUCUUCCAUCUUACUAGACGUGAAGCCUUGGGACGACGAGACAGACAUGACUAAAUUGGAGGAGUGUGUCAGAAGCAUCCAAGCAGACGGCUUGGUGUGGGGCUCUUCCAAGUUGGUCCCAGUGGGAUAUGGAAUCAAAAAGCUUCAAAUACAGUGUGUAGUUGAAGAUGAUAAAGUUGGCACAGAUAUGCUGGAGGAACAGAUCACUGCUUUUGAGGACUAUGUGCAGUCCAUGGAUGUGGCUGCUUUUAACAAAAUCUAAAAUCAUCCUCAUGUCAGUGCACUUGAAUAAAAGCUUGAAAAUAACCCUUGGCUCUUGA
Messenger RNA from Onychomys torridus (southern grasshopper mouse), 1089 nucleotides. RefSeq names its product eukaryotic translation elongation factor 1 beta 2 (gene Eef1b2). Gene Ontology annotation, cellular component: cytosol; eukaryotic translation elongation factor 1 complex. Lineage: Eukaryota; Metazoa; Chordata; Mammalia; Rodentia; Cricetidae. Gene Ontology annotation, biological process: translational elongation. The record is from RefSeq and is a predicted model, not a curated record. The transcript is spliced from 6 exons. The coding region runs from base 354 to 1031 and encodes 225 amino acids. Gene Ontology annotation, molecular function: translation elongation factor activity; guanyl-nucleotide exchange factor activity.